Thecamonas trahens ATCC 50062 is the source of this 551-nucleotide messenger RNA. RefSeq lists its product as uncharacterized. The coding region runs from base 1 to 519 and encodes 172 amino acids. The transcript is spliced from 2 exons. Lineage: Eukaryota; Apusomonadida; Apusomonadidae. The record is from RefSeq and is a predicted model, not a curated record.
AUGACCCGUCACCACCCGUACAAGGCAGCUUCGGAGAACGAAGGCACGGCCCGCGUGUCCAACCGGCGGACGGCCCAGGGCCGGGCCAAGGGCGGCCCAGGGCCAGGGCCAGGGCCAGGGCAACCGCCGCGGCGGACGGGGCAAGCAGGCAACCGCCGCGGCGGACGGGGCAAGCAGUCCGCUGGUGGUCGCCGUGGUGGCCGCAAGGGUGGCCGCCCGCUCAAGUCGGCGCCGCGCAAGAAGCUCACCGCUGAGGAGCUCGACGCUGAGCUCGCCCGCUACAUGAUUCGCGACGAGAAGCGCGGUGCCGCCCUGCUGGACGCCGAGCUCGACGCCUACAAGGCCGGCAAGGCUGCUGCCGAGGCCAAGGCUAAGGCUGAGGCUGAGGCCAAGGCCGCCGCCGAGGCUGCCGCCGCCGCCGAGGCUGCGGCUGCUGCUGAGGCCGCACCCGAGGCUGCCGCCGCUACUGCUGACGAUGACGAUGAUCUGGAGGCUGCGCCCGAGGCUGAGGACGCCUAGACGCACCACCCUCCGCCCGUCUGCCCGCUCGU